AUGGGGUCUUUGCAAUUUGUUCUAUCUAUCCUUUACCUUGUCGGCUGCAUUAUAGCUACUGAUUUACCUCGACUUGACAGUCAGUCUGCCCCGCAGCCUGCCCUAGGCAAAUCAUAUUACACAGUCUUUCCAAAGAAUGGCGCCGAUACUUCCAAGACUAGCGACUUCAUCCGGCAAAUUGUCGGUGCUGAGGACCUUUUGCCCUGGACCGAUGUUAAGGAUCAGUUAAUGCACUGGACCGUGGAAGCCUCCCCUGAGGAAGUCUUCCAAUUGCAAGGCAAUAAUGGUAUCGACCAUGUUAAUGAGUUCCAUCCUCCACCCCCACCAGCGGCCACUCGAAACAUCCGCGAUACGCCUACGGUUGAAUGA
Venustampulla echinocandica is the source of this 369-nucleotide messenger RNA. RefSeq lists its product as uncharacterized. NCBI's taxonomy places the organism in Eukaryota, Fungi, Ascomycota, Leotiomycetes, Helotiales, Pleuroascaceae. The transcript has a single exon. The record is from RefSeq and is a predicted model, not a curated record. Bases 1 to 369 code for a protein of 122 amino acids.